This is a messenger RNA of Oncorhynchus gorbuscha (pink salmon), 7224 nucleotides long. Its product is annotated as protein Shroom4-like. The record is from RefSeq and is a predicted model, not a curated record. The coding region runs from base 199 to 5478 and encodes 1759 amino acids. The transcript has 19 exons. Lineage: Eukaryota; Metazoa; Chordata; Actinopteri; Salmoniformes; Salmonidae. Gene Ontology annotation, biological process: actin filament organization. Gene Ontology annotation, molecular function: actin filament binding. Gene Ontology annotation, cellular component: apical junction complex; apical plasma membrane; adherens junction.
UUCCUACGCAUCAGAGAAGUUUUGGAACACUGGCUAAACUUUUUUUGAGCCCUCCCCCCACCUCUCUCACACUCAUUCCUCUGUCCGUUCCGGUGGUAGACCCGUGAUGGAGACUCAGAGUUCUUAAACUGCGCCGGUAGAAAAGUGACUCCUCGUGGUCGAUUACGGCGAGGAUAAUAACGGUAAAAGAGAUCUAGAAUGGAGACGGUUGAGCAGCUCGUUUCGUUUAACCAUAUCCAAGUCCAGCUGAAGGGAGGCUCGCCUUGGGGGUUCACGCUGAAAGGAGGUCUCGAACACGGAGAACCGCUCAUCAUCACUAAAAUAGAAGAUGAUGGAAAGGCAGAACAGUGUAACAAGCUGAGGGUGGGAGAUGAGCUGGUGAAUAUUAAUGGAUCAGCCCUGUAUGGUUCACGACAAGAGGCCCUCAUCCUCAUCAAGGGAUCCUAUAGGAUACUGAAGAUCACCGUACGCAGACGCAGUAUACCUGUGAUCAGGCCUCACUCCUGGCAUCUGACCAGGCUGUCAUCAUCAGAGUCCCCCCCCAGUUCUACCCCUCUCCCCUCCCCCCCGCCGACACCCUCCCCCUCCUCCCCGCCCUGCCCCCCCCUCUGCCAUGCAGCUCCACCCUGGGCCCUACACACUACCCUGGCACUCGACAGCAGACACCAGCUAUUACUGGACAGGACUGUGUUGUUGUGGGUGCACGUGCCUAUCUGUGCUGUGUGUAUAAGGGAGUUUGGUGAUCUGCCUAUCCAGUGGAAUCAGCUCUCCAGACACUACUCCACAGACCACAGCAGUUCUUUAGGUAGCAUGGAGAGCCUGGAGCCUCCUAGCAGCCAAGUGUACUACGAUUCCCAGAAUUCACCAGUGGACCCUGCCAUCUUCAACAACAAGAGGGACUACAAUUCCCCUGUUGACCCCGGCAUCUUCAACAACAAGAGAGACUACAAUUCCCAGAAUUCCAUAGUGGACCCUGCCAUCUUUAACAACAAGAGAGACUACGAUUCUCAGAAUUCCCCAGUGGACCCUGUCAUCUUCAACAACAAGAGAGACUACGAUUCCCAGAAUUCCCCUGUCGACCCUGUCAUCUUCAACAACAAGAGAGACUCUGCCUAUAGUUCUUUUUCAGCUAGUUCUAAUACGUCUGACUAUACUGUCUCACUGAGGCCUGGUGAAGCCUGCUCCAUGGACAAUAUCCUCCAGAGCCUGGGGCCAGGGGGGCCCACCAGCCAGGGGUAUGCCUGCGGCGAUGCACCGUCCCUGGGGAGGGAGUCAGGCGAGCCCCAAGAUGAGACCAGGACCUCUGCCUUACUAAAGUCUGGGUCGCUGACCAGACCCAGACCACCGACCAGGAAGGACAGUUUCAGGGCCACCCGGGGUUGCUCAGGGGUCACAGAUGUCAAAGUACAACGAUGCAUCCCUGACCCCGUCGGAAUUCCCAGCCUCUCCCAUUGCCAUGCCGAAGACGAUGACGACGAUCUUCUGAACAUUCCGGGCGUUCUGAGCAACAACAGCUAUCCUGCUACUAGUGAGACAUCAAAGACUGAGGGAAACAGAAAUGGAAACAGGGUUGGGAAUUUCAAAGGUGAUUCAUUAGAGCAGUACUACACCCUUAUCUCCAAGAAAAAAAGUUCCCGUAAGGACAGCAACUCAGUGAUCCAGAAUAGCCACCCAGACCCCCUUUCCCCCCUACUCCCUGCCCCAGAGAUAAGCUCCACUUCUCCCAUCUCAAGCUCCGGCCCUCCUGACACCUCCAUAGAUCCAGAACCCUUAGGGGAGCCCAGCCACCUCCUCCCCCAGAACAAGCACUCCUCAUUAGGUCUCUACAGACACAGCGCCCCUGAGAAACUCUUGUCCCAGCUACGUCUCCUAGAGUUCUCCAGCGACCCCUCAGACCCUUCAGACCGUAGCUCCGCCUCCCCCUCCAGCUCCCAGUGGUCUCAUUCCCCCUUUCACCCCACCAGAGAGAACCUAUCUGAGGAUCUAGGGAGUAACAACGCCCCUGUCCAACUCCAGCAGAACCAGGGGAAAUGGGGAGAGGGUGUUGGAGGAGGAGGGAGUCGCUGCUCUUCCCCAGGAUUGGUGGACAUCGAUGGGGAGAUGGGAUUGGUGGUAGGGGGGGCUGCUGCUACUCUCCUCUCUCCCAUCCAGCUCCAACACCCUUGGGCUAGGUCAUUGAGUGUACCAGGCGAACGCUUCGCCACGAACCUCCGAAAUGAGAUCCAGCGCAAGAAAGCUCAGCUGUCGAAGAGCAAAGGCCCAGGAGGGUUGCUCUACGGCGGGGAGACGGUCGAGGAAGAAGAGGGUCCUGACCUGGAGGACCUCCAGAGGGAAGAGGCUGACGAUCUCAAGGAAAGGUGCUCCCAGGAAAGGUGCUCCCAAGGCAGGUACACCUCGUCUGAUGACAGCCGAUCAGCUCCAGCCCCUGGAAGUCUACUGGCCUCUACUUCCACACCCCAGCUCCACCAGCUGUCCCCAACCCCAGUUUCAGCUCUGCAACCCCCCAGGGAUGAAGAUCCUGAACCACCAGAGGACCAAGACCAAGCGUCAGACCCAUCCAGGACCACCCAGAGGUUGGUUCCAGCCAUGCUCAGCUGCGAUGUGGGAACCCAGGUGGUGGAGGAGCAAGAUCCAGCUGGUAUGGCUCGCCAAUGGAGGUGGACGCCCGAACACCAUCUCCAACUGGAAAUGGACACCGACCGUCAGGGCGAGAGGGUUACAGGGGCCCUGGGGUUAUCAGGACGAGGAAGAGCAACCUCCUCCUCUUCCUCCACCAUCACUCGUUCUUCUCGUACGGAGGAGUGUGAUGUUCUUCCUUUCGCGGAUCGUUGUAAGUUCUUUGAGGAGACCAGUAGGAGUAUGUCUGUGUGGAAUCUGCCAGGCCUGACGAGUCGAAGACAGAGGCCAGAUAGACACGGGAGGCAGCCUCAUCCAGCCACGCUGGAUAAUCAGGGAGGGGGCUACGGACAGGGAAAAGCCCAGCGGAGGGAGCAGAGACUAUGCGAAGAGAAGGCUAGACUGAGAGAGAGGGAGAGAGAACGAGAGAAGGAGAUUGAGCUGGCGAGGGAAUGUGAGAGGGAGAUAGAGAGACAAGGAGAGAGGGAGAGAGAGUCACUCAGUACAGCUCGGGACCUCUACAACACUCGGACUCAGCCCCAGGCAUACCAGAAGAACCAGCCCCACUCCUGCCCCCAUCUCCAAGCCCAGAUAGAGGCCCCUCAUUCAGCCUUCCAACCUGUCAAAACCCCUCUCCUCCAGGACAACCAGGCUCCACAUCAGGGGUACCUACCCUAUGGCUACACACCAACAGAGAAGUAUCCUGUCCCAUCCCAGCCGUUACCGCGGGAACAAACACAAAUCAACAGGAAGUUCAGCCUGACCGAGAGGGACUACCCGCGGUACAGACGUGAUUCCUGCACCAGGCCACCAGAUUGUGCUAUAACAGUUACACCACACCACCACCACCAGCUGGGUCGGAGUGGCAGGCUGUCUGCCUGUAGUGUGGAUGAUCCCACGUCUUCAUCAUCGUCUUCAUCACUACGAAGUAGGGCCAUGUCGGAGAAUGAUCUACGCUUCGACUCCACAUACCACCGUACUUCCCCCUCGGUUGCUACAGCGACACCGCUUUCAGAGCUGGAGGAGGGAGGCGGGGUUGGUGGAGUGGGAAGUGCUAGGGGAGUGGCUACCAGGAAGAAAACCCCACCCCCUCCCAGGCCGCCUCCCCCCAAAUGGGAAGCGUUCCACCGAAGGAGAGCGUCCCACCACACCCUCUUCGCCUCUUCUCUCUCCUCCACCUCUUCUUCAUCAGUCCAUCCUCUCCCUCUCAGUCCACCAGAGGGUCUAUGCUCUCACUCUCCUCACACCCCGUGUCCCACAGAAACAUCCAAAAUGACGCAUCAGCGCUCUUACAGCCUCCCCCCUCAGAGGGAGGAGCUAGAAGGGUGCCAGCACUGUAGCCUGAGCCAGCUCCAGGAACGCCCCUUUUCACAAGCCACGCCCAGUCCCCGGUUCACACGCAGGACCUUCCGGCCGGUGGCUCCACAACAUAGAGAGAGAGACACACCCACUCAUUACGACAACUCACUGCCCCCUCUACCACCAUCAGACAACCAAGCCAGGCUAUGCAACAUGGAUGAUCAAGAUCGCCCUGCUGUGUUGAAGCCCAUCUCUCAUAGACAGCAGAGGGCUGGUGCUGAGUGGGAGAGAACUCCAUCUCCCAGGGUGCAUAGCGUCUCAGCCCUCCCCACCAUAGAGAAUGGUGCUAUCUCUCUCGAGUCCUACUUUGCUAUGAGCUACGAGCAGCAGCAACAGCUACAGAACAGUAGAAGAUUCCGGAAUCAUCCCCACAACAACAAUAACAACAAACCAGAAUUGGAACCCGACUUGGAACUGGAACCAGGUUUUAGCCCGAGCUCCGCCCAGAGCUUGGAACAGGAAGUGGACAUCCCCAUGGAAACAGACAUUGACGAUUUCCAGGAGGAGGGGCUUCCUGAGGAUGAAGAGCCAAUCAGGACAGAGCUCCAGUGUUUUGCUCUGCCCGUCACGGUUCUGGAGACAGACAUCGAUACGCUGCCUGACCAGGAGGCCUCGCCGGCAGGUAGGAAGACUGCAGAGACUGGGUCCCUGGAUGGGGAGAUGGAGGACCAGGGGAUGGGGACCAGAGAGGGACUCAUGGAGGAGCUAUUCCCCCAGAGCGGUGAGGGCAAGGCGGGCACAGAGAGAUGGAGAGGGGCCUACCGUAGCUCAAACUCUGAGAAAAACACUGACAGCCUGGAUAGGCAUUCUGGUGCCAGCUCCAGUUGUUCGUCCUAUUAUUCUACCUCAGCAGCCAAGGCUCAGCUCCUCACUCAGAUGAAAGACUACUGCUCAGAUGCCAGAGAUACUGACCACGAUGACCAACUGUCUUAUAAGAAACAGUUGAUGGAAAGUCUCCGUAAGAAGCUAGGAGUUCUGAGAGAAGCACAGAGAGGUCUACAGGAAGAUAUACGGGCUAACACACAGCUGGGAGAAGAGGUUGAGAGCUUGGUUGUAGUGGUCUGUAAACCCAACGAGGUGGAUAAGUUCAGGAUGUUUAUCGGGGACCUGGAUAAGGUUGUCAGUCUGCUGCUGUCUCUCUCUGGUCGGCUACUGAGGGUGGAGAGCUCCCUGGCCAACCUGGACGCUGAGACUGGACACCACGAGAGGCUCCUCCUCCUGGAGAAGAAGCGACAGCUACAGGUCCAGCUGUCUGAAGCUCAGGACCUGAAGGAACACGUUGACCACAGAGAGCAGGCUGUAGGAAGGGUCCUGGGACGAUGCCUCUCCCCAGAACAGCACCGUGACUACAGCCACUACGUGAAGAUGAAGGCAGCAUUACUGGUGGAACAGAGACAGCUGGAGGAGAAGAUCAGACUGGGAGAGGAGCAGUUAAGGGGGCUGAGGGAGAGUCUGGGGUUGGGGUUAGGGUUAGGGCUGUCCAUGGGCUAUGGACACUAUUAAACCAACCAGGAAACCUUAAAGCUGGGGUUAGGGCUGUCCAUGGGCUAUGGACACUAUUAAACCAACCAGGAAACCUUAAAGCUGGGGUUAGGGCUGUCCAUGGGCUAUGGACACUAUUAAACCAACCAGGAAACCUUAAAGCUGGGGUUAGGGCUGUCCAUGGGCUAUGGACACUAUUAAACCAACCAGGAAACCUUAAAGCUGGGGUUAGGGCUGUCCAUGGGAUAUGGACACUAUUAAACCAACCAGGAAACCUUAAAGCUGAGGUUAGGGCUGUCCAUGGGCUAUGGACACUAUUAAACCAACCAGGAAACCUUAAAGCUGGGGUUAGGGCUGUCUAUGGGCUAUGGACACUAUUAAACCAACCAGGAAACCUUAAAGCUGGGGUUAGGGCUGUCCAUGGGCUAUGGACACUAUUAAACCAACCAGGAAACCUUAAAGCUGGGGUUAGGGCUGUCCAUGGGCUAUGGACACUAUUAAACCAACCAGGAAACCUUAAAGCUGGGGUUAGGGCUGUCCAUGGGCUAUGGACACUAUUAAACCAACCAGGAAACCUUAAAGCUGAGGUUAGGGCUGUCCAUGGGCUAUGGACAGUAUUAAACCAACCAGGAAACCUUAAAGCUGGGGUUAGGGCUGUCCAUGGGCUAUGGACACUAUCACAUUGACAUGGGAAGAGCCUCAGUCUUGGCUUGGGUGGUUGGUCUAGAAAUAGAGGAGAACCUUGUUGGACUGGUUAGGGAUGGGACAUGGGAGGAUGGGCCUGGGGCAUGGGCUUUACUGAAAGGCCAGGAAGAAGAGAAGGUUAGUGGGUUAUGGUAGAUCCUGGGCUUGGAGAUGGGCCUGGGGUAUAGGCACUAUGGGGAGACAGCCAUCCUACACACUGAGACCCUACAGGAUGGGGAUAUGGGUACCACUGAACAACCCCAGCCAUCCUACACACUGAGACCCUACAGGAUGGGGAUAUGGGUACCACUGAACAACCCCAGCCAUCCUACACACUGAGACCCUACAGGAUGGGAUAUGGGUACCACUGAACAACCCCAGCCAUCCUACACACUGAGACCCUACAGGAUGGGGAUAUGGGUACCACUGAACAACCCCAGCCAUCCUACACACUGAGACCCUACAGGAUGGGGAUAUGGGUACCACUGAACAACCCCAGCCAUCCUACACACUGAGACCCUACAGGAUGGGGAUAUGGGUACCACUGAACAACCCCAGUACGUCCUAAAAAAAAAGUGCUGCCCAACUUUUCAAAAAACACUUCAGUCCAUUUUUCUUGACACUCAAAACUUAUUGAGAGUGUUUUAAGUCUUCAGUUGGUAGUAUUGGUGAAUUAAAAACACACACCUACCCUUUGGUGUUACAUUGGGGAUCAUUAACUUACCGACAUGAUUCUCACAAUCACACACACACUACGUGGUGAUGGACGUUGUUGUUGUUUAGUGAGCGUGUGUUCCUGAAGAGGCCUGGAGAAAGUAUUUAUUUAUUUAUAACUUCUCUGUAGACGACAGGGAGACUGGGGUGCUAAAAGAGUAUUUUUCCGUUAAACUGUUGAACAUAAUCAAAUAAUCUGUGCAGAAAAAGAGAGAAAAGCUCCUUCUUUCUCUCCACUUAUAAUCCAUUAUGUCCCAAUAUUAUCUCUACCAUACUACUUAGCAUCCAUGGACAACACAUUAUUCACUACAUACUCAGUAGUUUACAAUAUCCACUCAUAAUCCAUUAUGUCCCAAUAUUAUCUCUACC